This is a messenger RNA of Paramecium tetraurelia, 613 nucleotides long. RefSeq lists its product as uncharacterized. Lineage: Eukaryota; Ciliophora; Oligohymenophorea; Peniculida; Parameciidae. The transcript is spliced from 3 exons. The record is from RefSeq and is a predicted model, not a curated record.
AUGUUCCCUGUGAAGUUGAUUGAUUUGUAGUUGUCGCCCUCGAGAUCUGAAUACAAGGAUUUCUCAACAAACAUUAGCGAAAAUGACCUUGACUAUGACACUUUCAAAUUGGAUCAAAUGCACAAACCCCCCUUAAUUAAGAAGAGUUCUUCUUAUCCAAGAAAUUAAUAUAAACAAUAAUUGAUAGAGGAAAGCAAUAUUGAUGGUGAUCAGAUCAUAUAGGAAUGCAAUCGCUUUAUUUAAGACCCUUAAGUCAGCGUAACGCAACUCCUACAGGACUUAGCACUUGAUCAACCAAAGAAAAAUAGAAGUGCUGGCUUCUUGAAGUUCUUUGAUGAGAAUAAAAACUAUGGAUUCAUAGUGAUGGACUCAGAUGGUUCAGAUAUUUUCGUCUAUGCUGAUGAUCUCACGAAAACUGGAAUCUCUAAAGAGUAUUUACGAACUGCUAAGUUUGGAAAUUGCAUCAGAUUUACUUUUACUUGCAUGGAAUAUUACGGUAAAUACAAUAAAUCGAGGAAGGCAAUCGACUUAGAAUAUUAAAAGCCAGGCUUGUUCACUCAAAGCCUCUACUGAUUAAUUAUAUACAUUUAUAACUUAAAUUUUAUAAUCUAUA